CAGCCCUCUGCGGCCGGUGUUGCGUUAUGCGCAGACAUCUGUCCGCGCUCCAGUCCAGCGCGAGCACGCAGCGCGUGGACACGCUUCGAGUUUCAUAGAGAAAAUGGAGAGUAACCAGCCCGAUUUCAGCUGUCUACCAGGAGAAGAUUAGAGGCGAAAUGUUGGCUAUUUUGAAAUUCGAGACGCAUUCUGGAUAACACAGCGCUUUAACCGUUUUUGUGAAGAGCUGCUGUUGUAUACUCUGGAAAAAACAGACACUGUACACCUUUAGCGCCUUGUGCUGUGCCGGAGACGCUGAUGUCUUCAUUGGACUCUUCGCAGUUGGAGAUGGUGGAUCUCUCUCGGAUUUCCAACGUGGAAACGUAGCAUCCAAUUAAUCGGCGACUGCAACUGUACCCGUGAGGCGCAGCAGCACUUGGACUGAGAGCGCAGAGACGCGUGGUUUGUUUGUGCGCAGGGUCGGAAUAUGAAAAACAUUACUCGCGAGGAGUAAUAGGAGUUUGUUUUUUUCUCUUCCUUAUUUGGACUGUAGUUUUAUUUGAACUCAGUGAAAGGGAAUCUUCUUGUCUUUUCUUGUUUUUUCUCCAAAAAUGAUUCAUGCAACUCAGUCUGCUGGAGACACUAUAUGAGUUGCGUUUUCUGCUUGGAUUUUACCACCGACAGCCAAGCGAGUUUAAGGUCCGCAUGGGCCGUAUUUAAGCACACACGAGACACUGAGGAUCAAAGACACGAUGACACAGUUAUUAAUACAGAAUGAGUCGGGCUUUCUUCAUAGGAACUGAGUCUAAGAUGAAGUUAUGGGAUGUUUUGGUCACGUGUUUGUUGCUCCUGAGCUCUGUUUCCACAAGGCCUCUCUACCAAAACACUCAGCCAGCCAAGAGGGCUCACUUCCCCCGCAGAUACCGAGAUUCUCUGUCCAUGUCUGUGGAAGAGCCAUUAUUCCAGCGUGAAGACCACAACCUGAAGGAGAUCUCAAUAGAGGAUCAGUAUGACACUUUAGGUCCCUAUCCAGAGCAGUUUGAGGAUGUAAUGGAUUUUAUUGAGGCUACCAUCAGCAGACUGAGGAGAUCAUCUGAACCCAGCCGGGGCUCCAGGGGACAGAGGGAGCAGAGGCAGAGAGGAGCAGCAAACACAUCGGACACGAGAGGAGACGGGAGAGGCCAUGCGGCCAAGAGACGGGGUCGAGGCCGAGGGGGAGGUCAAAGCGGGAAAGGAGGCAGAGGUGACAAAGGAAAGGAGAGGAUGUCCGUUCAGAGUCGAGGCUGCUUGCUAAAGGAGGUCCAUCUCAAUGUGACAGAUUUGGGGUUGGGAUACCAGACUAAAGAGGAGCUGAUCUUCCGGUACUGUAGCGGCCCCUGCGUCGAAGCAGAGACCAACUACGACAAGAUCCUGAACAACCUCACACACAACAAAAAGCUGGACAAGGACACACCCUCUCGCACAUGCUGUCGACCGAUCGCAUUUGAUGACGAUUUAUCUUUUUUGGAUGACAAUGUGGUGUAUCACACACUGAAGAAGCAUUCGGCCAGGAAGUGCGGCUGCGUCUGAGGAAGUCACAGGAAUGUGACAUCACGACAGACGUGACCAGUGGCGACGGACUAAAGUGAGGCGCUGCUGUUGGACAUGUGCACACUAGGAGUGUAUGGUUGUCAGUUUCUUUUUUUUUUUUUGUCAAUUUUCAUGAAGUCAAAAGAUACAGGUGAGUAUCCAGAAAUAUUGCCCCGAGAGAGACGGUGGAACUGGAACAGCUACUCGAAUGCAAACGAAAGAUUUAGCCUCGACAGUACAUAUUAAGUCGUCAAGAUCCAGUCACAAAUAUUUUUGUUCAUAUAUAUGCAAAAAUGUAUUGGCUGUGCACCAACUUACAUAAGAGUAAAUGCUGCUAGACUUCCAGACGUUUUUGCAAGUGGGAUUAAUUUCCCAGGAACUCGUUGUUUCCAUAGCUGGCUGACUCCAGAUGAAUCCAGAAACUUAAGGAGCUUUCUCGGUUGCAGUCUAACUCAUUUCCACUGCCUAAUCUGGAUGUUGACAUGUGCAUUCAGAGCCAAAGAACCACGUGGGGGAGCGGCAAAGACUUUUUGGUGCAACACAUCUACAUUACAUCCAGUCAACAUUCAUAUAUAUAUAUAUAUAUGUAUAUAUAUAUAUAUAUAUAUAUAUAUAUACACAUAGUGUGCAAGUGGUAUAUUUAUUAAGAUGAACUUAACUUAUUGUUAUUUAUUUCAAUUCAUUUUAUGAGAGAAAUUGUCUUUUUUUAUUUAUUUGAUAGCUUCAUUUGUCCUGGAUGGUGCCAAAGUUGAGUGUUUUCUCAUGCAAUUUAUUUCAAGUGAACUACAUCUGUUAAACGCUCCGACACACAGUAGCAAUGAUUUUUAACGACAUUUAGAUUACCAGGAUUCUCUUUUCAAACAUCCAGUUGAUCAUUAUUAGCCAUAAAACCAAGAAUAAAUAGAAAUGCAAACAAGGGGACCAAUACAUUUUUUUUCUUUUUUCAUAGAAUGGAUCUGUUGUUUUGAGAUAAUUUUAGGGAGGGCAGGGUCGUUCACCUCAGUUUUGACUAACGUGACCACUCGGAGUUGGGGAGGAGGCUUCAGCUCUUUCUCUCUUUCUCUCUAUCUCUCUCUCCCUCAGCACCUGACUCCAGCUCCAACCACCUUCUUUUACAUUCUGUUUAUAGAGAAUAAAAAUCAUUCAAUGCUUUGAAACGGUUCUGAAACUGAUAAUCCACGGCAGUUUUAAUGUUACACCACCGAUAAAUCCUAACACCUUUUAGAUUAAAUGCAGAAAUUAGCACGAGAGUGGUGGUCACAUGAGGUCAAAGGUGCCUUUUGAGAACCCAUCAUUUGAGUCACACUGUACAGAAGCUGCUAGAAAGCUCGCCAGUCGGCGCAAGUUAUCCGAAACCUCACCCUGGCCUUCCACCAGGUCUGAGGCAACUUUGCAGCGGUCUUUAAAAAUUCAGGGUACUGCCUGCAUUUUUGUCUGCGCUGACUGACAGGUCUUAUUUUCUCAAAGGGGAUUUGAAAAUGAUCCCUUAACAUGAGUCUUAACCAAAUAUCCCAGCUAGGAAAGGCAGUUUAAGAAUAAGGAGAAAAAAAAUCAAGCUACUGUAGAAACUGUCUUUGUGGAACUGAUGUAAAUAUCUAGAAGAUUAAAGGUUUUGACGAAAGAGUGCAUUUUGGAAUAACAGAUAAGACCGUGGGUUGGCUCAACAUGCUGUCUACAUGUGACAACCUGUUCAACAAAUUAACUCCCUUGCUAAAAUAGAGGUGCAAAUGAAUGGAAGCGGGAGGCUUCUUUUUGUUUGCCCCACAAGGGAGUCAUUUUAAGUGGAACAAAGACUAGGUCUUGAUGUUGGCACGGAUUAGGGACCAAGGUAUCUGUACUCACCCAGCAGCAAGCAAGCCAGCUUUACUGUGUAAUCCCCCUGCACAGAACAAAUCCACUACAUCGAGCUGAAUUUAGGCCAAACACUACACACACACACACACACACACACACACACACA
Molecule: messenger RNA, 3508 nt
Organism: Cololabis saira (Pacific saury)
Lineage: Eukaryota; Metazoa; Chordata; Actinopteri; Beloniformes; Belonidae
Gene: gdnfa
Product: glial cell derived neurotrophic factor a
Exons: 4
Coding region: 754-1548 (264 amino acids)
Biological process (GO): positive regulation of branching involved in ureteric bud morphogenesis; peripheral nervous system development; negative regulation of neuron apoptotic process
Molecular function (GO): glial cell-derived neurotrophic factor receptor binding; growth factor activity; receptor tyrosine kinase binding
Source: RefSeq, a predicted model, not a curated record